Messenger RNA from Cephus cinctus (wheat stem sawfly), 2682 nucleotides. It is a transcript of the gene Gint3, whose product is annotated as UBX domain-containing protein 6. The transcript is spliced from 7 exons. Lineage: Eukaryota; Metazoa; Arthropoda; Insecta; Hymenoptera; Cephidae. The coding region runs from base 721 to 2055 and encodes 444 amino acids. Gene Ontology annotation, molecular function: protein binding. The record is from RefSeq and is a predicted model, not a curated record. Gene Ontology annotation, cellular component: cytoplasm.
UACUGAUUACGUCUCAUUAAUGGAGCCAGUUUAAUUCAUAAAGGUUCAUGGUUUUAUCAGUCGUUUGUCUCUGCAUAAUUUUACUUUAUUCACGAGAUCCUUGCCGCGAUCUAGCGCAAUCAAAGGCAAUCAGCUUUUAUGUGAAAAGGUUUUCCAAUGAGUAGUCGUCAAUCUGUUGGUUCAUGAACUGACAAUAAAAAUCAGCUGUACUUGGUAAAAUACGUCUUAUCUGAAAAGCAUACGACGCCCAAAUUGCAGCGGCUAAGCCGUGUAAUGAGUGGCUUAUGCGAGGAAUCGAGCCUUGGGAGCGGCUCUUUCAUAGAAACAAUCAAUAAGUUUACUUGUGAGUUGUUCACGCUCGUUUUCACGACUCUCGGUAUAACCUCAAACGUCUCCAUACCUGUCACUCACGGAGUGGAACCCCUGCAGAGUUUUACUGAUCUUUAUCAGGACUUUCUUAAUUGGCUCUCGUUCGACGAUUUUCAGCUUCAGCUUCUGAAAGUUUUCUUAUUCGUGCUGGUUAGUAACGUCGCUCUUAUUUAUAUUGCCUGGCAUAUUUACGGAGCAAGGAUAUCUGAACGGUUUAUGAAACCUGCUAAUUCUGCUGCCAUUGAAGAACUGAGAAGAAGUGUUUCCCAGCUCAAGUUACCCACUGAACAUUCACCACGACUUUAAGUGAAUUUUAUAUUUGAUUUUUGGAAACUUAGAGAUACAGGGACAAUGGCUGAGAAAAUAAAAAACUUCUUUCUCAAGAAGAAACAUGAUGUUAAGUUUAAAAAGGCUGGGAAAGGCUAUAGAUUGAAUGAGACCUCCAGUAAUACAGCGUCAAGUUCAUCCUCACAAAAUGUAAAGCCUAUUAAGAGGGCAGAACCUACGCAAGAAGCUAAAGUAGCAGGACAGGCUGCACUGGCAAGGCUGGAAUCAAAAAGACCUGAUCCUACAAAAUUUAACACAUCAUAUGCAGCUAUACAAGCUCGAGUAAAACGUGAAUUGGAAGCAGAAAGAAAAGCAUUAAGUGAAACUAACGCUAUUGAUAAAAUUAUCGAACGGAAGGACGAGAAAGUUCAGGAUGUAAUUGAAGAUAAUCCAUUCCUAGCAGUUAAGGGUGUUUACUUCCGCUGUCCUAUGAUAUCAGAUGAAAUUUUGCCAAGGGACGAGUGGAAGAAAAAAAUACGAGAAUUUCUAUAUGACCAGUUACAAGAUCAGGAGGCUGGUCUAACAGCAUGUUUAAUCAUUCACAGCUGUAACUCAGGCAAAGAGAAGAUUGAAAACUGUAUAGAAACACUAGGAAAAUAUUUGGAAAACAUCAUCACCAAUCCAGGUGAAACAAAGUAUUGGAAGAUACGAAUGUGCAACAGAGUUUUUAAGGAAAAAGUGAAGCCAUUAGAAGGUGCCUUGGAUCUUCUUCGAGCAGCUGGUUUUGAAGAGAAAAGAAUACUUCACCAAGGAGAGGAAGAGGAUUUCCUAGUUUGGAAUCCUGAAAAAUCCACAAUAGACAACGUAACGAUGCUAAUAGAUGCAUUGAACACAGCUGAACCCAUUCAACUCGAAUUGGAUAGAAAUGUGCAGGUUCUACUGCCAAGCGAAGCUACAAAGCGUAAUGAAUUACCUCCAGUAUUCUUCACUAUAACACCUGAAGAAAUUAAAAGGGAACAACAACUCAGAGCUGAAGCUGUCGCGCAAAGUCAAAUUCUUCGUACGAAAGCAAUGCGCGAGAAAGAAGAACUUCGUGAAAUGAAGAAGUAUCGCUUCGCACUUAUACGUAUAAGAUUCCCGGACAAUAUAAUACUUCAAGGCACCUUCGCAGUCUUUGAAAAAUUCGAAAAUGUCAUGGAAUUCAUAAAGGAAAAUUUAAUAAGCGAUGAGAUUCCAUUCUCAUUGAUAUUGCCGUCAGGUCAGAAAGUUAGUAAUGAAGACAUUGAGAAAACACUGAUAGACUUAAGGCUCGUACCAGCCUCUGUUUUAAAAUUCUCCUGGAAUAUUGAAGGAUUUGAGGCAGCAGAGGUGGUAGGAUACUUGAAGGAAGAGGUUCUGUCAUUGAUUCAGUCUUUAUAGAAUUGAUAUAUUUAAUACUACUUAGAUAGCAAUCAAUUCAUAAUUGGAGGAUACGAUCAAUGUCUACGAAACUUUUUGCCUUAGAAUUUAUUGAAUAAAAAAAAUUUAUUUAUCUAGGCUGUUCCUAUUUUUCUACUUGCAGGUACGAAGCUUUUGGCACAUAGUAUCUUUAAAACAAACAAUACAGUUACAAAAUGUGAUUUCAUCAUUGACACAGCGAGAUAUUUCUUUUGAAUAUUAAUUCUUGAAUUUAUUUUUUAACUAUUUCUCCUUGAAAUUUAAUUAUUCAGUACAAGCAAUUUAGCCGGAAUUAUGUAAAUUGUUCGUUCUCCUCUAUCUACAGCGAAUUAAUUUUGUAUCUCUUAUAUUUCACAUCAAAAUUUUGUUAAAUCAUUUUCAAUUAUAUAAAAAUAACUUUUUUCGUACAUAAUUCUAAUGCAUCAGUAUUUCGUAGAUAGUGCAAACGUUACUUUAAAAAAAAAUCUUUCCAACGUAGGCCGAAUAUAAAAGAAAUUUUUUUAGCCGUCUGACCGAUUAGAUUCACAAUGUUUAUGUAUUGCUAUUUUGUAAUCUGCUGAUUUUUUCGUUGUCUAUUAUAUAAAUGUUAAUAUAUACAAAUAAAUUAUA